AUGUUUGGACAAACGUCAAAUACAACUCCAUCAUUUGGUGGAUUUGGAUCUAACAAUGCCUCGUCAUCUACCGGUGGAUUAUUUGGUGCCAAACCAGCAACAGCUACAGGUGGAUUAUUUGGCAACACAUCAACAUCAACAUCACAACCACAACAAAAUACUUCUGGUGGAUUAUUUGGGGGCUCAUCUACUGGUACAAAUACAGGGGGUGGAUUGUUUGGGAGUAAUCAAUCAAAUCAGCAACAACCACAACAACAAUCUGGUGGAUUGUUUGGUUCAAGUAAUACAAACACUGGAGGUGGUUUAUUUGGAAGUCUGAAUCAACAACAGCAAAAUCAACAACCUUCCACCGGAGGCUUAUUUGGGGGUCAGCAAAAUCAACAACAACAACCAGCAACUGGAGGACUUUUUGGUCAACAAAAUCAACAGCAGCAACAACCGUCAACAUCUACAACAGGAGGAUUAUUUGGAUCAUCAUCUAAUACAUCAGGAGGUCUUUUUGGAAAUAAACCAAGUACAACAACAGGAGGAGGAUUAUUUGGCUCCAGCAACAAUACAACUACACAACCAAGUGGUGGCUUAUUUGGGUCUAAUAAUAAUACAAAUACAGGAGGAGGACUCUUUGGAAAUAGUAAUACAAAUACUCAACAAAGUGGAGGACUUUUUGGAAAUACAGGUAGUCAGCAAAGUGGAGGAUUAUUUGGAUCAAAACCAGCAACUACAGGUUUAUUUGGUCAACCACAACAACAAAAUCAAUUUCAACAACAAUCACAACAACAACAACAGCAACAACAGCCACAAUUGACAGCAAUGACAAGAGUAGGUGAUUUGCCAGAUAACGUGAAAAAUGAAUUGCAACAACUUGAUAGAUACAUAAAUACCCAGCAUUUAAUUGCAACCACCUUAAAUUCAGAUAUGCAGAAACAUAAUGAUCUUAUAUAUUCAAUACCUAAAGAUAUAUUAUAUUUACAAAAUAAAUUACUAUCAACCAAACAAGCAUUAAAAUUCGACACUAAUCAGCUAGUAGAAUUAAAAAAGAUGAAUAAUGAAAUAACAGACGAUAUAAAUAAUAUCAUGCAAUUAAUCAUACAAUUAAGUACUCCAGGUACAAAAUUAUCAAGUUCAAAUCAAUUAAAUGAAUUUUUCAUCAAGAAGAUUAAAAAAUAUUACGAAACUUUAAACAUAUAUGAAGAAACAAUAAAUGAAUUAGAAAAUGUGUUAAAUGGAUUAGAGAAAAAUUGUAAAGAAGGGUUUGGAAACUUAGAAAAUAUUGUUCAAGUUAUAAAAUCUCAAUAUGCUUUAUUUAUGGACCUUUGUGAAACAAUGGCUCAAUUAAAUAAUGAAAUAAAUAGACUAAUUAAAUAG
Messenger RNA from Lodderomyces jiufengensis, 1365 nucleotides. It is a transcript of the gene NUP49, whose product is annotated as FG-nucleoporin. Gene Ontology annotation, cellular component: nuclear pore. Bases 1 to 1365 code for a protein of 454 amino acids. Lineage: Eukaryota; Fungi; Ascomycota; Pichiomycetes; Serinales; Debaryomycetaceae. The record is from RefSeq and is a predicted model, not a curated record. Gene Ontology annotation, molecular function: structural constituent of nuclear pore. Gene Ontology annotation, biological process: nucleocytoplasmic transport. The transcript has a single exon.